Messenger RNA from Acomys russatus (golden spiny mouse), 3647 nucleotides. It is a transcript of the gene Filip1l, whose product is annotated as filamin A interacting protein 1 like. The record is from RefSeq and is a predicted model, not a curated record. Bases 27 to 3587 code for a protein of 1186 amino acids. Lineage: Eukaryota; Metazoa; Chordata; Mammalia; Rodentia; Muridae. The transcript has 5 exons.
GUCUUCUCUCUUGCAGUCCUUGAAGAAUGCGGUCCAAAAGAGGCAACACUGAGGGCUCAGCCCCAAAGCAAUUCCCAAGACAUGGCAAAUUCCACACUUUCCAAGACACAAAGCACACUGUGCAAGAAAAAGAGUCCUCUACUGAGUCAGAUGGGGUCCUUCCUCAUCUCACGUCAGAGAAGUCACACACUGGCAAAAGCCACCAAGCAGAAGACCUCUCAAGAGAUGACUUGCUAUUUCUCCUCAGCCUUCUAGAGGGAGAACUGCAGGCUCGAGAUGAAGUCAUAGGCAUUUUAAGGGCUGAAAAAAUAGACUUGGCUUUGCUGGAGGCUCAGUAUGGGUUUGUCACUCCAAAAAAGGUGUUGGAGGCUCUCCAGAGAGAUGCUUUUCAAGCAAAAUCUGUCCCAUGGCAAGAGGAUAUCUAUGAGAAACCAAUGAAUGAGUUGGAUAAAGUCAUAGAAAAACAUAAAGAGUCUCACAAGCGAAUCUUGGAGCAACUCCUAAUGGUAGAAAAAUCCCACAGGCAAACCAUAAUGGAGAUGGAAGAAGAAAAGAGAAAACACAAAGAAUAUAUGGAGAAGAGCGACGAAUUCAUAAACUUAUUAGAACAAGAAUGUGAAAGACUAAAGAACCUACUCGAUCAAGAAACUGAGUCCCAGGAGAAGAAGGAGCAAGCAAAGGAGAAGAGCAUCAAGGCCCUGAAAGAAGAGCUGACCAAGCUCAAGUCCUUUGCUUUGAUGGUGGUGGAUGAACAACAACGGCUCACGACUCAGCUUGCCCUUCAAAGACAGAAAAUCCAAGACCUGACCACAAGUGCACAGGAAACGCAUGGUCAACUAGCCCUUGCUGAAGCCAGAGCUCGGGAGGAAGAGCAGAAGGCAACCAGGCUAGAAAAAGAACUGCAAGCACAGGCCACAGAGUUUCACCAGAACCAAGACAAAAUUAUGGCGAAGCUCACCAACGAAGACAGUCAAAACCGCCAACUCCGGCAGAAGCUGGCAGCACUCAGCCGGCAAAUUGACGAGUUAGAAGAGACCAACAGGUCUUUAAGAAAAGCCGAGGAAGAGCUUCAAGAUAUAAAGGAAAAAAUAAACAAGGGAGAGUAUGGGACCUCUGGCAUCGCGGCUGAAGUGGAUGAGCUGAAGAAGCGCGUGCUGGAGAUGGAGGGGAAAGAUGAGGAGUUCAUCAAAAUGGAGGAGCAGUGCAGAGAUCUCAGUAAGAGGCUUGAGAAAGAGACAAUACAGAGUAAAGACUUCAAACUAGAGGUCGACAAACUCAGCAAAAGGAUUACAGCUCUGGAAAAAUUAGAAGAUGCUUUAGACAAAAGCAAGCAGGAGUGCUACUCUCUGAAAUGCAAUUUAGAAAAAGAAAAGAUGACCACAAAGCAGCUGUCUGAAGAACUGCAGAGCUUAAAUGACAGGAUCAAGGAGCUAGAAGCCAUUGAAAGUCGGCUAGAAAAGACAGAAAUCACGCUAAAAGACGACUUGACUAAACUGAAAACAUUAACUGUGAUGCUUGUGGAUGAACGCAAAACAAUGAGCGAAAAGCUAAAGCAAACCGAAGAUAAGUUACAGGCCACUGCCUCUCAGCUCCAGGCGGAGCAAAAUAAGGUAACAUCGGUGACUGAGAAGCUAAUUGAGGAAACCAAGAGGGCACUCAAGUCCAAAACUGAUGCUGAAGAGACCAUGUACAGUGUAACCAAGGAGAGAGAUGACCUCAGAAAUAAACUGAAAGCAGAGGAGGAGAAAGCACGUGAUCUCUUGUCAAAGGUUAAUAUACUGAAAAACCGACUUCAAUCACUGGAAGCAACUGAGAAAGAUUCUGUAAAAAACAAAGUAAACCAAGACUCCAGUAAGUCCACCACAGCAUUACACCAAGAAAACAAUAAGAUUAAAGAGCUCUCUCAAGAAGUGGAAAAGCUAAAACUGAAGCUAAAGGACAUGAAAGCCAUUGAGGACGACCUCAUGAAAACGGAGGAUGAGUAUGAGACCUUAGAGCGGAGGUACGCUAGUGAGAGAGACAAGGCUCAGCUGCUGUCUCAGGAGCUGGAGCAUGUUCAAAUGGAACUUGCCAAGUACAAGUUAGCAGAAAAGACAGAGUCCAGCCAUGAACAGUGGCUUUUCAAGAGGCUCCAGGAAGAAGAAGCUAAGUCAGGCCAUCUGUCCAGAGAAGUGGAUGCAUUAAAAGAGAAAAUUCAUGAGUACAUGGCAACAGAGGACCUAAUAUGUCACCUCCAGGGAGACCACUCAGUUUUGCAAAAGAAACUGAACCAGCAAGAAAACAGGAACAGAGAUUUGGGAAGGGAAAUCGAAAACCUCACUAAAGAAUUAGAAAGGUAUCGGCAUUUUAGUAAGAGCUUCAGACCUAGUCUCAAUGGACGAAGAAUCUCUGAUCCUCAAGUAUUUUCGAAAGAAGUUCAAACCGAAGCAGCAGACAAUGAGCCACCAGACUACAAGAGCCUCAUUCCUCUAGAACGAGCAGUCAUCAAUGGUCAGUUAUAUGAGGAGAGUGAGGACCAGGAUGAGGAUCCUGCUGAGGAAUCUGUGCUGUCCUUCAAAUGCAACCCGUCCACUUCCCUUCCUGUGAACAGGAAACUAUGGAUUCCGUGGAUGAAGGCCAGGGAGGGCCAUCCUCAGAAUGGAAAAAUACAAACUAAGUCCAACGGCAACUUUGUGCAACCUGGAGAUCUAGUUCUAAGUCACACGCCAGGACAGCCACUUCACAUAAAGGUUACUCCAGACCACGCCCAGAAUACUGCCACUCUAGAAAUCACAAGCCCAACCACAGAGAGCCCUCACUCUUACACCAGCACAGCGGUGAUACCGAACUGUGGUACCCCAAAACAAAGGAUUACCAUCCUCCAAAAUGCCUCUAUAACACCAGUUAAGUCCAAAAGCUCCACAGAAAGCCUUGUGAACUUAGAGCAAAGCAUGCCCCCAGUUACCAUGGCAACCUUUGCCAGAGCACAGACCCCAGAGUCCUGUGGUUCUGUGACUCCAGAACGGACAAUGUCACCUAUUCAGGUUCUGGCUAUGACUGGUUCAGCUAGUUCUCCUGAGCAGGGUCGCUCCCCAGAGCCGAUAGAAAUCAGUGCCAAGCACGCAGUUUUCAGAGUCUCCCCGGACCGGCAGUCAUCAUGGCAGUUUCAACGUUCAAACAGUAACAGUUCAAGUGUGAUAACUACUGAGGAUAAUAAAAUCCACAUUCACUUAGGAAGUCCUUACAUGCAAGCUGUGGCCAGCCCCGUGAGACCUGCCAGCCCUUCAGCACCACUGCAGGAUAACAGAACUCAAGGCUUAACUAAUGGGGCACUAAACAAAACAACCAAUAAAGUCACCAGCAGUAUUACUAUCACACCAACAGCCACACCUCUUCCUCGACAAUCACAAAUUACAAUCAAGGGUAUAUGCAGGCAGAAAGCUCCAACAAGGAUCCCUAAACCAAAAUCUACAGGAAUCAGUAGACUUUCUACCAAAACGCCAGUAGGACCUAUGGAUAAACCUAGUCAUCAAAAUGGGUGUGAGAAAUUACACAUCAUAACAACUGUCACCUCUAACACUUUCCUCCACAUAAAAGGAAAAAGGUAAGUCAUACCUAUGUACUGUCUAGGAAGAUCCGUCUCCAGAAAUCUCUGGUAAGCUACAAUC